Messenger RNA from Salvia hispanica, 699 nucleotides. NCBI's taxonomy places the organism in Eukaryota, Viridiplantae, Streptophyta, Magnoliopsida, Lamiales, Lamiaceae. The record is from RefSeq and is a predicted model, not a curated record.
CCACCAAAAUCACAGAAAAUAAAAAUGACGCCGCGGUGCGGUGCGUGCAAAUGCCUGAAGCGUAAGUGCGCAGAGGAUUGCCCGCUGGCGCCGUAUUUUCCGGCGGAAAAUCCUAAGAGGUUCAGCAACGUCGAUGAGGUGUUCGGCGGCAGUAACGUCGCCAAGGUUCUGACCGAAUUGGAUCCCAGCCAGCGCGAGGCCGCCGCUAAUUCACUGGCAUAUGAGGCGGAGCACCUCCUCCGCGAUCCCAUCCACAGCUACCUCCGCCAUAUCUCCAACCUCAAACAGCAGAUCGACCAGAUCCAUGCCGCUUUGGAUAAUUCCAAGACGGAAUUGGCCACCUACAUCGAUCCGUCCGCGCAUCAGCAGCAGCAACAACAACAACGGGCGGCUCAAGAGAAAGAAAUCACUGCGAUUGGCUCUUAUGAUGCAAGCGAUCACACACAGUUUGAACAUGAGCAUGAUCGGUUGGAUUCACUUUUUCUCCAGCAGCUCCAGCAGCUGCAAGACUACUUUGAGGCACAACAACGCCAAGCUCAAAUACCCUCAUUCCAGUAUUUUGUUGCAGCAAAUGUAUUUAGCUCGCAAAAGGGGAGAGAGAUCAGAGAUGCAUAGAUGAGGAGAAAUCGUAGAUCGUAUUCGCGUCACCAGUAUUUUUUGUAUUGGAUUCGAUGGAAGUCGAAAAGAUCGAUUAACAAU